ACGAGAGACGUGCACAAAACGCACGGAGCCGCGCGCGAAACUUUGCACAAUGGCGGGAAAAUGAUCACUUUCUAACCAAACCUAUUCUAUCAUCAGUUAAUAAAAAUAGACAAGUUACUAGUAAUGUGCAUAUUAAAUUGAAGUUAUGUUGUGUUGAAUGUUGAUAAAAAAAUUGAAAAUGGUGAAAAUAUUCACAUGGGCAAUGUGGCACUGGUGUUGGUAUAUAUUAAUAACAUCGUUCGAUAAUUCCCGAGGAGAGAUAUUCACAUUGGGAUAUCUGACCGGCUCUCAGAGACGUCCAGGCGACUUUACUUAUGAAAGACCAGGACGAGUCAUAUCAGGGGCAAUUUCCAUGGCUGUCGACGAAGUGAACGAGAAAUUACUCGGACCGAUGGGACAUUCUUUGGAAUUCAUCGUCGCUGAGACUUACGGUCAAGAAGAAGUUUCUAUAAAACAGGUGGCUGCGUUGUGGGCGUCCAAUGUAUCCGCGUUCAUUGGUCCGCAGGAGACGUGCGUGCAUGAGGGCCGCAUGGCCGCCGCCUUCAACCUUCCCAUGGUCAGCUACUUCUGUCGCGAUGUGGCGAGCUUCACACACAAGCGGGACUACGCAACGUUCGCGCGCACCCGGCCUUCCGACAUAGACAUCUCGCGCGCCGUCGUCGCAGCCCUCACGCACUUCCAAUUCAUGCAUAUUUGUGUCGUGUACCUAUGUGCUCCAAACCAUGACUACACUCGACUCGCGAAGGCUAUCAUAAAGGCAGCUAAGGAUAGACAGAUAACAGUACUAUCAGCGAGAGCGUACAAUCAGCCGUAUUUCUACGAGAAUAUUAAAGAAAACGUCACCCGCAAUCCUUUUAUAGACGUUGUUAGAGAAACUUACAAAACUACAAGAAUUUACGUGUCUGUGGGUCUCUACCACGAUCACAUCGGACUUAUGCUGGCCCUGGAUUCUUUCAAACUAUUAGAUUCAGGUGAGUACGCGGCAAUCGGUGUAGACGUGGACAAGUACGAAGCUGAGGAAGCCAUCCGCUAUCUCUCUGGGCCUCUGCGCAAUGAACCAUCUUCAAGAACCCUACAUGCAUUUCGUUCAUACCUUGCCGUGGCUCCGUCGCCUUCGCCGUCGUACCCUGCCUUCGCGAGGGAAGUUAACACGAGACUCCAACUACCACCGUUUAACUUCACAAAUCCAUUACUGAAAUUGGGAGGUGGGAAAGUGAUUCGUGUAGAAGCAGCGUGGCUCCACGACGCCGUGUGGGUGUACGCGCGGGCGCUCGCCACCGCUCUUAGCAUUGGAGAGGACCCGCGGGACGGCAGAGCUUUGGUGCAGUACAUUAGGAACACCACCUACCGCAGCGUCAUGGGAUAUUGGGUGCAUAUGGAUGAGAAUGGUGACGCUGAGGGUAACUACACAUUGCUAUCAAUGGACCCCGACAGACCGCCAGGACUCUACCCGCUUGCAGUCAUGCACAAGAACGCACCGGAAUUGAGAUUCAUGCGGGAAAUGAAAUGGCCGGGCGGUCGGCUGCCUCUCUCCGAGCCGCCGUGCGGAUUUAAGGGAGAAAAGUGCGUUAGUCACGUAGGCGCAUGGGCACUAGGAGCGUCGGGUGGUACUCUGGCAUUGCUGGCGUUGGCCGCACUGGCGCUGUACCGCGGUUGGCGAUACGAGCAGGAGCUGGACUCUCUACUAUGGAAGAUUGACUUUCGUGACCUCCACCUACCCGAUGACGAACAAACUGACAACAAACUGAAUAGCAAUGCUGCCGUGAACAACAAUUCGUCCAACAACAUGAUCGGGAGCUGUGAGAAGGGCGGAGGUGGUGGUGGGGGCGGGGGCAGCACUGGGGGUGCGCGUUCCAGCCAGGUCUCGCUCAGCUCCAACCCCGAUCUGGACUUCCGUUACUCCGCCAUCUUCACCGAGGUCGCCUUCUAUCGCGGCCGUCUGCUCGCCGUCAAGCGUGUGCGCAGGCAGCACAUCGAUAUUAACAGAGAAAUUAAGAAAGAACUUAAAAUUAUGCGGGACUUGCAACACGACAAUCUGAACGGUUUCGUCGGCGCGUGCAUCGAGCCGCCGAACAUUUGCUCUCUUUCUGAAUAUUGUACCAGGGGAAGCUUGAAAGAUAUCUUAGAAAAUGAGGACAUCAAGUUGGACAACAUGUUUAUCGCGUCGCUCGUUGGAGAUAUAAUCAGGGGCAUGAUAUUUAUCCACGAAUCUCCGCUGCAAUAUCACGGUGCUCUGCGACCCUCAAACUGCCUCGUUGACGCGCGCUGGGUUGUCAAGCUGGCGGACUUCGGACUCCGGGAAUUUAGGAGAGGGGAACUACCGCCCUCGGAACCUGGUGCACUUCGAGCACAUAUUGAAGGUCUGCUGUAUUUGUCGCCCGAGCUGCUCCGCGCUGCGGGCUGGGGGCGAGGCGGGGUGGGAGGUGCGCGGGGCUCCCCGCAGGCGGACGCGUACGCUUUCGGUCUACUGCUGUAUGAACUCCACGCACGUCGCGGCCCCUUCGGCAGCGACGCGCCGCCCGCGCCCUCGCUGCUCCGCCGCCUCGCCGCGCAGGAGACGCCGCCAUUCAGACCUCCACUGGAUGCCUUGUCGGGUCGAUUUGACUGCGUGCGCGAGUGCUGCACCGAGUGCUGGGCGGAGGAGCCCUCGCUGCGGCCAGACUUCAAGGCCAUCCGCGCCCGUCUGCGCCCGCUCAGGAAAGGCAUGAAACCAAAUAUAUUUGAUAAUAUGAUUGCAAUGAUGGAGAAAUAUGCGAACAACCUGGAGGCACUCGUAGACGAACGCACGGACCAGCUGCAGGAGGAGAAAAAGAAAACCGAGGCGUUGCUGGAGGAGAUGCUGCCGGCGCCGGUGGCGGAGCAGCUGAAGCGCGGCCGCCGUGUCAUGCCCGAGAGUUACGACUCUGUGACGAUAUACUUCAGUGACAUUGUCGGCUUCACCGCCAUGUCUGCGGAGAGCACGCCGCUGCAGGUAGUGGAUUUCCUAAAUGAUCUGUACACGUGUUUUGACUCGAUAUUAGAAAAUUUCGACGUCUACAAAGUGGAAACAAUAGGGGAUGCGUACAUGGUGGUGUCGGGGCUGCCGCUGCGAAAUGGCAUAGCGCACGCGGGCGAGGUCGCCUCGAUGGCGCUGGCGCUGCUGGCGGCCACGCGCGCCUUCCGCGUGCGGCACCGCCCCGACCAGCGCCUUCUUCUGCGUGUCGGCAUGCACUCCGGUCCUGUGUGCGCCGGUGUGGUGGGCUUGAAGAUGCCCCGGUACUGUCUGUUCGGCGAUACAGUCAACACUGCCAGUCGAUUUGAGUCCACCGGAGCACCGCUGAAGAUCCACUGCAGCGCGGCCUGCAAAACACUGCUGGACAAGCUGGGCGGCUACAUCCUCGAGGAGCGCGGCAUCGUCUCCAUGAAAGGCAAACGAGACCAGAUGACGUACUGGCUGCGGGGCGAGGAGGCGGGGGCGGCGGCGGAGCGCGCGCGGCGCCGCUCACUGCGGGCACACGCCGCACACGCAGCGCACGUCGCGCACGCCGCACACACCGGCGGGGACGCGCCGCCCGCAGACCGCCGCGGACAGCGCAGCUCACUCAAAACACGUAACUGGAAGAACCAGCUCGGCGGACUGCAUAGGUAA
Messenger RNA from Papilio xuthus (Asian swallowtail), 3628 nucleotides. Its product is annotated as guanylate cyclase 32E. Gene Ontology annotation, cellular component: plasma membrane. Lineage: Eukaryota; Metazoa; Arthropoda; Insecta; Lepidoptera; Papilionidae. The coding region runs from base 158 to 3628 and encodes 1156 amino acids. The record is from RefSeq and is a predicted model, not a curated record. The transcript is spliced from 25 exons. Gene Ontology annotation, molecular function: adenylate cyclase activity; guanylate cyclase activity; ATP binding. Gene Ontology annotation, biological process: receptor guanylyl cyclase signaling pathway; intracellular signal transduction; cGMP biosynthetic process.